AUGUUUGAACCAAUUCGGGGAGGAACUCGAGGAGGCCAGGCAGAAUUCAAAUGGACCGAUGUCUCUGCAGACAAAGACAGAGAGAACUAUCUGGGUCACAGUAUUAAUGCCCCGACCGGGAGAUGGCAGAAGAACAAAGAUGUUCACUGGUACAACAGAGAUAACAAGGGUGACUCUGAGAGGGAAGAAGAGAUAAGAAAGAUCAAGGAAGCAGAAGCAGAGGCCCUUGCUGCAGCACUUGGGUUUGGCUCCGCGCCGUCUGGUACCGUUCCUGUUGCAAAGGCCCCCUCAAGCGUUCUCUCAGGGCCAAAUGCCAUUGCUGUAGAUGGUGGACAGCAUGCUUCAGAGAAAGAGGAAAAGCGCCGCAAGAGAGCCGAACGGAAGGAAGAAAAGAAAGCUCGCAAAGAGGCACAUCGAGAGUCUCGCCAUACUGAUUACGAACGGCGUUCCCGUAGAGAUCGGACCCGUUCGCGCUCACCUCGACCCAGCAAAGUCGAUGAUAACGAGAGGCGUCGUUACCCGCGGCGCAGUCGUUCGCCUCCACCAGCCAGUCGUUCACCUCAUGCUACUCGACGUGUGAAGGACUAUGAUGAAAUCGCACGCGAAAGAGACCGCGGAAGAGACCGGCAGCGAUGGGACUUGAACUCAAGGGACAGGCAGAGUGCCCGUUAUGAGCGAGAUUAA
Messenger RNA from Suillus clintonianus, 684 nucleotides. RefSeq names its product kinase phosphorylation protein-domain-containing protein. The transcript has 3 exons. The record is from RefSeq and is a predicted model, not a curated record. NCBI's taxonomy places the organism in Eukaryota, Fungi, Basidiomycota, Agaricomycetes, Boletales, Suillaceae. Bases 1 to 684 code for a protein of 227 amino acids.